UACUCGCAUUCAUUAUUCAGUGUCGUUCAGUAUCGUGUUAGAACCAAAUUUUAGAUUCGUACAAAAAUAAACUAUGGACGGAAAAAAACGUAGAAAUGCUCUUCAAAACCGAGUUUACAACUUUCAAAAAGUUGCGCGCGUGACAAACAAUGGUUACCUGAACUUCUUAAGAGAAUAUAAAAAGGCGCACUGCGGGGUUUCCCCGAAGGACAUGGUACGUUUCGGAGCCAGACAGUGGAAUCAGUUGACCCCUGAUGAUAAGGAUUUUUAUAGAAAAUUGAAAGAACCUGUGACCGUUAUAAAAAGUGCACCUCAGGAGUUUGAGAAUCAGUCCAAAGGGCAAAACCCCGGUAAAUCUGAGCGGGAGAAACGCAGCACAUUUCGCUCUCCCAGUGCCCGUGAGAGGGAGUCCAAGAACAAGAAGAAAUGGAAGCCAUCCAAGUCCAUCAAGAGGAGACCCAGCCCUGUGCUGAGGACUCUCGACCCUUGUCGUCUGGGCUCCGCCGUAGCCAAAAUUAAUUUCGUGCGCAAGUUUCAGAGGGAGAACAACGAUUUGACGGCAAGUGAUCUAGUCAAAAAGUCAACUCAUCUUUGGGUCCGUCUGCAUGGACGCCAGCGCCAACAAUAUGAGAGUCCGCUUUGCCGUAUUAAUAUGUGUAAAUUUGAAGCGAACAAUGUCUUGUAAAUCUCACAUUUCACUCUUCAAUAACAUACAUAUAUGUUAUCUAUUACCACUAAAAAGGAUAUAUACAAAUCAAGAAGAUUAACCAGCAGCGCACAUCGAUUAUAAAACAAAUAAAAA
Drosophila subpulchrella is the source of this 802-nucleotide messenger RNA. Its product is annotated as protamine-like protein 99C. Lineage: Eukaryota; Metazoa; Arthropoda; Insecta; Diptera; Drosophilidae. The coding region runs from base 74 to 685 and encodes 203 amino acids. The transcript has 3 exons. Gene Ontology annotation, biological process: sperm DNA condensation; spermatogenesis. The record is from RefSeq and is a predicted model, not a curated record.